Hirundo rustica (Barn swallow) is the source of this 4001-nucleotide messenger RNA. It is a transcript of the gene CHRDL1, whose product is annotated as chordin like 1. Bases 260 to 1627 code for a protein of 455 amino acids. The record is from RefSeq and is a predicted model, not a curated record. The transcript is spliced from 12 exons. Lineage: Eukaryota; Metazoa; Chordata; Aves; Passeriformes; Hirundinidae. Gene Ontology annotation, molecular function: protein binding.
UCGAGGGCUGGCGGCGGCAGGACGCCGUCCGUCCCCUGCUCGCCCGCCCGCACCGAAUCGAGGGGGACACCUGAGAGUCGCGGGAGAAGAUUAUGGCAACGUGAGCGAGCGGCGGAGCCGCCUGGCCGGAGCCCGGUACCCAGCGGAGCGGAGCCGCGCCGUUACCGCAGCCCGAGCGCUGAGCGCGGCCGUCUCCGAGCCCUGCCCCAGCUCAAUAUUCUCUUCUUGGAGGCUCUCUCUUUUCCUUUUGACGACAAAGAUGAAAAGAAAGUGGAUAUUGAAGGAUUUGCAUUUUAUCUUUUUUGGUGUGCUCUGUCUCCUUGUCAUAGAUGGAGCUAAACUAGAACAAGUAAAACAUUCAGAUACAUACUGUGUGUUUCAAGAUAAGAAGUACCAUGUAGGAGAAAGAUGGCAUCCUUACCUAGAACCCUAUGGCCUCGUUUACUGUGUUAAUUGUCUUUGCUCAGAGAAUGGAAAUGUUUUGUGCAGCAGAAUAAGAUGCCCAAGUCUACACUGUGCUUCCCCCGUGCACGUACCACAGCUAUGCUGCCCACGAUGCCCAGAAGACUCCCUUUUCUCAGUAAGCAGCAAAAUCACCGGGAAAUCCUGUGAAUACAAUGGCACCACCUACCACCAUGGUGAAAUGUUUGUGGCUGAGGGGCUUUUCCAAAACAGGCAAGCAAACCAGUGUGCCCAGUGCAGCUGCUCAGAAGGAAAUGUGUACUGUGGAUUGAAGACUUGUCCCAAAUUAACUUGCUCUGCCCCAGUUUCUGUUCCAGAGUCCUGCUGUCCAGUUUGCAGAGGAGAUGGAGAAUUGUCAUGGGAACAUUCUGAUGGAGACAUCUUCAGGCAGCCAGCCAACAGGGAAGCUAGACACUCCUACCAUCGCUCCCAUUACGAGCUGUCGCCCAGCUCUGCCAGGCAGGUCAACAUUCCACGAUUUCCCAGUGCCAGGAGUAACCGUGGAGUGCUCCCAGACCCCCAGCAGGCCUCGGGAACAAUCGUGCAAAUCGUCAUCAACAACAGGCACAAGCACGGGCGAGUUUGUGUUUCAAACGGCAAAACAUACUCACAUGGUGAAUCUUGGCAUCCCAGUCUCCGGGCCUUCGGAAUCGUAGAGUGUGUGUUGUGCACCUGCAACAUCACCAAACAAGAAUGUAAGAAAAUUCACUGUCCAGAACAAUAUCCCUGCAAAUACCCUCAGAAAGUAGAAGGAAAAUGCUGUAAAGUCUGCCCAGAAGAUGUGCCAAGUCAAACCUUUGACAACAAAGAUUACUUCUGUGGGAAAGAGACGUUUCCUGUCUAUGAAUCCAUUUUCACAGAGGAAGGAGAAACCAUCAGGAAAAUUGCAAUAGAGACUGAAAAGCCACCUCAAAUAGAAAUACAUGUGUGGACAAUUAGAAAAGGGAUUUUGCGUCACUUCUAUGUUGAAAAAUUGUCCAAGAGAGAAUUUGAAGGACUUCCUUACUUCAAGUUGAUAACAAGGACAACCCUUAGCCAGUGGAAAAUAUUUAGCGAGGGAGAAGCUCAGAUCAGCCAAAUGUGUGAAAGCAGAGUGUGCAGGACUGAGCUCGAGGAUUUGGUAAAGGUUUUGUACCUUGAAAAGUCUGAAAAGGGUCACUGUUAAGGGAGACAGCACUGGAGGGAAAAACACAAGAAAACUUAUGAAAACUUGGAUCUGCAGCUGGACUGCAGGCUUAUUUUGCUUAAGUCAACAGUUGUCCUAAACCCCAAAACUAUAAUGCAGUAAUUAUUCACAUCAUGCACAGCAAAUUUGCUGCUUUAUGUGUAGUGGUCUGUGUCAACCGCUCAAAUAUCUCCUCCAAAAGAGCAGAAGGCUCUGUGGUACUGGUGGGGGAAGGAGAAAGAAAGACUGUGCCUUCCUAGAGUCCCAUUUCUUUACAAGAAGAGAAAACAGAGCAUUUUUGCUAUUAUUAUUCGGUGGGUUAUUUAAACUAAUGAAAAGAAGAACACCAACUAAACGUGCAGGAGCUGUGGAGAGCAUUAUAUCCUGACCUGAACUGGUUCCAUCCCUGGUCUUGAAAUGACUCACAUAGUAGUGGAGGAAAAAAACAAGUGAUACAACACUCAUGUUGGAGACAUAAAAAGCAGAUUUACACUAACAGACUGCUCAGCAGCCUGCCUUUGGGAUGAUGUCUUGUAGUUGAGCAAACAAAGUGCACAAACUGAACAGCAGGUGUUAGUGGCAAUCACUAUGUUUUUGUAGCAAUUGGAGCAAACGUUCACUUUUAAGUGGUUUUCACUGUUUCCUCCACCCACUUCUCUAAAAGUGUAAGCUCCCUAUCACAACCCUAAUAACUUCAUUCUAUUUACACACGCCCUUGGCUGGCAAAUCACCUCCUAAUGUGGCAUGGCAGAAGCUGGUGAAGCACUUGCAGUACUUCCAAAACAUUAAAGCAUUAAAACUCGUGAUUAAUAAUGCCUUAAAAGUUGUGACAGAACUUAAUUUAUUUGUUCUGAUUUGUUACAAACAAUCUGCAUUUUUCUGAAAGAAUUCCCAUGUUUCAAGGUCAGCUCCCUCCCACGACAAAACUAAACAGCUAUAGGCUCGUGGAGCACAACAAGCUUGUGACAAGUGUUAUCUUUGAGAAAAAACUCAAAUCUGAGAGAUUCUGUUAACUUUAGUACAGCGUGCCUACAGUGUAUUUAGGAGAGGAGACUUUCAUCUGCAGAGUAAUUGUAACAAUCUGAAAACUAUUCUCACCAAAAUCCUGCACUGCCCCGUGGCUGCAAUGUUGGAUUAAAUCCCAAACUGCAAGUGACUCUGCCUGCUUUUGCUCCCACUUUCUACUCCACGAGCAGACAGGAAUAGUGCUGUUUAAACACAUGCUAGGAAACAAAGCUUUAUGGAAAUGGCCUGAGCCAGGGGCUGAGGCUUCACAGGGAGUGAAAUCAACAGCGACAGCGAGCAUUUUGAGGUUUGUCAUUCUGCCAGCGACAGCACUCAAGGGUGUCCACAUUCCUAAAGGGAUGAAGCUGUGGGAGAGGUCGGUGCUGAAUGCCAAAAGCCAGUUCAGGCAGAGCUCCACCAUGGUAAGGGGAUCCUUGGCUUGGGCAGCAGAGCCUGGCAGUCUCCAUCAGCAGUGCAGACCUCAGGGCCCGGCGGCGCUGCCCGAGCCUCGGGAGGAGCGCGAUGGUGCGCUUCUCAGCAAAGAGCACCGGGGAGGAGACAGACACAAAGGCGAAGGAAAGGCUGAAGGGAAUCAGGAGGAAACACACGGAGGGAUCUCAGGACCACCCUGCUGUCCCUAGGCCUGGACAGAGAGCGGGUAAGAUUUGGGCAUCCGGCCAUUUGAAAGUGCAGCAAGUUGAAAUGCAGGAACACCUGGCUAAGAGAAACCCCCUGGUACUGUUCAUUACAAGGAGAGCUAAGUGAACUGUCCUGCCACUUUACAGGGGGCUGGAGCUUCCCUAGGUCCUGUCCUGGUGUUGGAAAGGGGUGUAGCAUAUCUAAACAAGGCACUAAGACCUCACUGCGCCAGAGCUGCAGUGUAACUGUAGAAGAAGCAGUUUGGCACGAGAAGCACUGAUUGCACAUGGCAUCUACUGGGUUGAAAUGUGCUGCAGGACUGUAAAAUUUUAUUAUAAAUCUUUAGGAAGAGGUUCUGAGGAACUGUAGUGUUCUGGUGAGAAGACCAGCAGUUGAUUUCUCACCUAACAGGCAUUGUCUGUUUGUAGCAGUAGCUGGUGAAAAAAGACUGAGUGGAAAGUGUACAGUGUUUGUAAUUUUUUUUACAAGGAAAGCAACCAGCUUUUUGUAUUUGUGACAGGACUGGUGGAAUCCAGAUUGUGUAUUUAUUUUAUAAUAAACACUUCUUAAGAAAAGCAAAAACCAAUCAUAAGCAAGACGUAGUAAAAUGCAGCGUUGCGUUUUUCUGGUCACUAAAGACAACAAAAUACACAGUGUCAUGUUUUGCAUUCUAUUCAUGAGAUGUGUGUCUGUUACAGUACUUAUUUAUGUACUUGUUGUAUCACUUUGA